This is a messenger RNA of Perkinsus marinus ATCC 50983, 563 nucleotides long. RefSeq lists its product as hypothetical. Lineage: Eukaryota; Perkinsozoa; Perkinsida; Perkinsidae. The annotation marks the transcript as partial. Gene Ontology annotation, molecular function: flavin adenine dinucleotide binding; electron-transferring-flavoprotein dehydrogenase activity. Gene Ontology annotation, cellular component: cytoplasm. The transcript has a single exon. The record is from RefSeq and is a predicted model, not a curated record.
AUGUUUUUUCAGCCACUAUCCUCAUCUGAGAAGCCUCGCGUGCUGAUCAUCGGUGGCGGCUUCGGUGGUAUGUGUGCUAUCGAACAACUGUGCAGUGAGUUCGACGUCACUCUUGUUGAUGCCAAGGAGUAUUUCGAGUUCACUCCGGGCGUGUUGCAGGCAUAUGGUCAGCCUAACUAUCAUACCAAUCUCUCCUUCAACUAUGGUCCCGUGAUCGAGGAGAAGCUCGGUGGGAAAUUCAUCUUUGGUGAAGUGAAGUUUCUCGAUGAGGCCCGCAAAGUUGCCAGAGUAAAACCAAUCUGGUGCAGGGAGGUCGACGUUGCUUUCGACUACUGCAUUGUGGCAACUGGGUGCAAAUUUGGUCUCACUUCUAAGUGGGGUGAGACACCGUGGGAUGCUACCUCCCUUGAGGACGCUCGUAAGGAGAGUCAAUGGCCUCAGUUCGACGAACGCUAUUUGGCUGGUAGGCGAGCUCAUAUUUCUAAUGAGCACGAUAAGCUCACUGAACUCAAUAAUAAAGGAGGCGUAGUUGUGGUCGUCGGUGGAGGUCUUGUUGGCAUUGA